AAAGUGAAAGUGUCUGACAGUAGUUGAGUGGCGGCUGGGCGUCGGGCAGUAAUGAUGGUCUGGACCGGUCCGGGUCUAAUUGGUGGACAGGUUCUAAGAGCGGUCAGAUGGAUCCGGGUUCUCUCUCCGUGUCAGUCUGCCUUGUGAUGGCUUGUCUCCUCGGAGCUGCGCCCCUCUCCAGCGGCGACAACACCAGCUGUCCGUGUCCACGCAUUCCUCCAUUGAAACUGAUUGAACCUCCACCAGAGGGUUGCUACCAGAUUGAAGAGCGCUAUCGCUACCAGUGUGUGGAGGGUUAUGUGAGGAAAGCAGGAACUUCAGCUCUCACCAGGUGCAGAGGAGAUGAUCAUGGUCACCUCCGCUGGAUCACGCCCUCAUUAGAGUGUAUACCUGAUCCUAACAGACCCAUACCACCAACAACGCCACCACCACCACCAACACCAACCCCAAACAUAACAGCAACAACAGCUACUCCCACCAGCCGACAGACAACUUGGAAUACGAGCGUUUCAGUUUCCGAGGGUGGAGGAACAAACAGCGUUGAGCCAACCACACAUGGGGAAGAAGAUUAUGGGACCCCAACCCCAGAAAAGGACAAGCCAAUGCAGAACUCCACAUUCUCACAAAGAACUGCUAGCAGCUCAACCACCUCCCCUCCAGGGGCCAACAAAGCAGCAACUCCCACCAGACUACAGACAACCGUGGCUGCAAGCACCUUCAGUUCAGUGACUGGACAAAGAGACAGCAUGGAUGGAUGUGGAAAAAUAAAUUCUGUGACACAGACUGUAGUCAAGAGCCAAACAACGAUCUCCACAAUUUCACCGAGCACUGAUAACAGCUCCACCAUCUCACCUCCUGGGGCCCUCAAAGGAGAAUUUGCCCAAGCAAUGGGAAUCAGUGCUUCAUUAGUUAUCAUCUGUGCUGUAAUCGGGAUCAGCUUCUUACUGUAUCGAAGGAGGUCCAAAACCACCAUCCCGCUGCAGAGACAAGAAGAACUGAGGCCCAUAAACUGUGCUCCAGCUGUACCUGAAGCAGUUUGAAGCCUAUGACCUUCUGCCUUUACAGAGAGCAGGAACAGAUUCUCCUCAUGGAGUGAAGACCUCCACACAGGACUGUAAAUUAUGUGUGUGUGAAGAAGCCCUUUGACAUUCUGUGGACAUAUGUAGGCAGUUAUUAGGAGUGCAUAAGGAACUUCAGUGCUGAGAGCCCUCUUCUCAUUCACCAAGUGCUCUAACACACUGUUUUUUUUUUACCCUUCGAGGAUAAGACUGGUGAUACUCUGUUUUAGUGUUGUCAAAUCCCUACAAUGAAAUAUUCCAGCCGUCAAGCAUCAUCCCUUUAACCAAAGCCUGAAAUAGUUAAGCUGAGCCAUGGAGCUCUACUGAAAGUGAUUUGAGGUCAGUGCCAUAAACACAUUCUUGCUCUUGAGCCAAAAUCUAUAUCUAAAAAUGCUCUGUUUAAGCAAAGUAUGCUCCAACCUACAGUGCUUAGCAUUUCAGAGGAUUACUUAGCUGCAGAAACAGACUAUAUCCAAAAGAUGGACCACUGUGAAAUGGAAAUAACAACGUAACCAUACCCUGCUUUAUCAUCUGUUUUACUGUAAACAGGACCACAAUUUUCAAAGUGAACAUCACGCUGUAUUGAAGGAGACACAUGACUAAUGACUGAAACCAUAAACUCAGUAGGAAAAUGUUUACUGAAGUAAUGAGUCAGGUCAGAAGUAGCAUCAUUUUCUCAUAGACUUCUAUAAAAUCCAAUGACUUUUUGUAACCACAGGAGUCACCCCCUGCUGGCUGUUAGAAAAAAUGCAGGUUUAAGUCAGUUGCACAUUGGCUUCACUUUUCAGACUUGAAGGCUACAUCCAUCUUGUAUUUACAAUUGUUUGGGGUUAAAAGCAUGUUAAACAAGUUUUUAUGUCUUUAGUAAGAACCUAUGAAUUAAGUGCCACACAGAAAGGAAAAGUAUUUGUAUUUGUACAUCUGCUACUGUAUUUUAUGAUCAGCGUCAGAGAACAUAACGCCGUUCUGAUAGUUUACUGUAUACAUUUACUUUUAAUUAAAUUCAGUGUGGAAUAAUGUGAUAAGAAUGUACCGAUGACAUACUUUUUUGAACAAAUUAACACACAAACACCAUAAAUACCAAAGGAACAUGCUUUGUUGUUACUUUUCAGCUGCCUCUUUUAUGCAAAGGAUACAUUGAGGAUACACCUGAGCAUUCUGAAUCACAGCUCCUCCAUCAAGCCUCCUCUUUCCUUGAGAUGCAGUUUAGGAAUUGAGACAUCCUUCAUGGUGGUCACUAAAAUCAGUUCACAGGCAGGAGGACGGACAACAGAGGCAACAAGGAGGCCCAUGACAGAGAAAUGACAGGAGCUCUGAUAGUUUGUUUUGGCUUUUUCAUGCGAAUGGUAACAAAAAAUGACAAUGAAAAUAUUGUAUCUCUGGAGUGAAUUAUAAAGUUUUGUGUUGUUUUCACUCAAAUGGAAUAUUUGUAAAUGAACAAACUGGAGUGUAAACGGUUGCUGCCAGCAAUCACUGUGAAUGAAAUGACUGAUUUUUUUAUAUGUGCAGGCUUAAAGUGAAUGUGUAGCGAGGAAACAGUGAUCCAAACAUAAUAAAUCACGUUUGGUUGCUCCUA
Molecule: messenger RNA, 2634 nt
Organism: Amphiprion ocellaris (clown anemonefish)
Lineage: Eukaryota; Metazoa; Chordata; Actinopteri; Pomacentridae
Product: interleukin-15 receptor subunit alpha
Exons: 9
Coding region: 108-1040 (310 amino acids)
Biological process (GO): interleukin-15-mediated signaling pathway
Cellular component (GO): plasma membrane
Molecular function (GO): interleukin-15 receptor activity
Source: RefSeq, a predicted model, not a curated record